CGCGAAUUUCAGGACGGGAGGAGAGUAUAGGUGUGUGAAAACGGGGGAAACGCGCCUGUGCGGCCCCUAGGGAAUCUCGGCGCCUCGCCGUUGCCUGUCCGGUCCGCGAUCGGCGGACGGAGAGAGUCGCCUGUCGCGCUACGGACGGACGGAGUCCAACGGAGUCGUGAGUCGCGCGCGGAGUCGAGUGAAGUUGCCGCCGAGUCGACAAGGAAUCGGAGUAGCGUGAACUCCGCGGGGGAGCAGCGCAGCGAGAGUCUCGAACUCGCUCGCCCGGAGGUAAAUCCCCGCGGCGCUUCGCGCGGCGCGUAAUGGAGGAGCCGACGACCGCGAAACGCGGCCACAGCAGUAACAGCAGCACUACCGGCAGCAACAGCAGGAGCAGCAGCAGCAGGAGCGGCAACGGCACAACCGUCCGCAACAACGACCGUCACAACCGUCGCCGCCGCCACGGUAAUGCCGUGCUGCGUCGCGUCGGCAGAGCGUGAGCCGCGCGAUUCCUGUCGUCGACUGUUACGACACCCGGCAAUCCCGGCAUCCCGGCGGCCGCCGCCGGGCGUGAGAGACGGGUCGAAAUUGCUAUGGGAUCGUCCGGAACGACGACGCCGUACGACGCCGCAACGACCGUUCGAUUCCUCCUGUUGCCGUGACGUUUGCCGACCAUCGGGCCGCGCCAGGCGCGAACAAGGAGUAGGAGCGACAGCAUCUCAGAUACGCUUCCUCGACGCACCGCGCCCUUCCACGUUCGCGUCCUACGUGUCGUCGAUCGUACCGAUCGUACCUAAACAACGCCCGGUGGGCGAAAAGGAUAAGAUCGUUCGCGCUUGAGAGGUUAGGCUGGCAUGGGGAUUGAUCCCCGUGAGGUGGCAUCGUCCGUCGAACUCUGACAAUCAGCCAGCCAGCCACCCUCUCUCUCUCUCUCUCUCCCCCCCCCUCUCUCCCCCUUUCCCACUCUCCUGUCGCCGCCACCCGCGCGUCUUACCCUUCCGCGCCCUACAACGGUGUACACCGCGCCCGCGCGUGCCCUUUUCCGCUUGCGGAAACUGCGGUGAGUGUCGCGUUGUAUCCGUCGUUUCUCUUCUAUCGUAUCGCGCCUCGUCGUAUCGCGUCGCGCCGCGUCGCGUCGCGUCGCGUCCCAUCCCGUCGUCGUCCUCGCGCUUCCCAGAGGGCAUACAGGAUAUGCCCUGCACGGGGAUCGAUCCCCGUCAUUGACCCAAAACUGACAUCCCCGCCGUCAUCGUCGUCAUUGUCGACGCGUGUGUGGUGAAAAAUCGUGUGCGCGCAGUUGGAUCGUGUAUCGAUAAUUAAAUCACCGCAACCGUGGAUAACAACGGCCGGUACGAGAUGCAGAAGCGGGACGGCAGGGAUAACCGCGGCGACAAGGAGCUCGGAGCGCGCGGCUCCGAACGCGACCAGGAGGUCGCCAAACGGACCUCCAGGGGCAGCGGUAAUGCCGCCCGGUCGAACGUGCACUCGUCUCGGCACAGCGUCACCUCGUCGUCCGGCGUGCUCAUGGUCGGCCCGAACUUCCGGGUCGGCAAGAAAAUUGGCUGUGGAAACUUCGGGGAGCUUCGUCUCGGGAAGAACCUGUACAAUAAUGAGCACGUAGCAAUUAAAAUGGAACCAAUGAAGUCAAAGGCGCCACAGCUACAUUUAGAAUAUAGGUUUUACAAAUUAUUAGGUACACAUGUUCAUAACACACAUAUAGAGGGUAUACCGGAGGUGUACUACUUCGGCCCGUGCGGGAAGUAUAACGCCCUGGUGAUGGAGCUCCUUGGUCCAAGCCUCGAGGACCUCUUUGACCUCUGCGGGAGGAGGUUUACCCUCAAGACCGUUCUCAACAUUGCCACACAGCUCCUCCAUAGGAUAGAAUAUGUUCAUAGUCGGCAUUUGAUAUACCGCGACAUCAAGCCGGAAAAUUUUCUGAUAGGACGAUCCACUACCAAGCGGGAAAAAAUUAUUCACAUAAUCGAUUUUGGACUAGCCAAAGAGUAUAUAGACCUGGAGACGAACAAGCAUAUACCGUAUCGGGAACACAAGAGUCUCACCGGCACGGCGCGUUACAUGAGCAUUAACACGCAUCUUGGCAAAGAACAGAGCAGAAGAGACGACUUGGAGGCAUUGGGCCAUAUGUUCAUGUACUUCUUGCGUGGCAGCCUGCCGUGGCAAGGGCUGAAGGCCGACACGUUGAAGGAGCGCUAUCAAAAGAUUGGCGAUACGAAACGAGCGACGCCGAUCGAGGUGCUCUGUGACGGCCAUCCCGAGGAGAUGGCCACGUAUCUACGCUACGUACGUAGGCUGGAUUUCUUCGAGACGCCGGAUUACGAGUACUUGAGGAAGCUCUUCCACGAUCUGUAUGAGAGACGUGGCUUCGUCAAUGACGGCGAAUUUGACUGGACCGGCAAGACGAUGUCCACGCCCGUCGGAUCCCUUCAAACCGGCCAGGAGAUCGUCGUAUCACCAAAUCGCGAUCGGCAUCCCGCCGCUUACAAGGUGGUAUCGUCAACUAAUGGAGAACUGGCUAACGAUGACCCGACCGCUGGUCACUCCAAUACACCAAUCACAGCACCUCAGGAAGUGGACAUGAUCGACGAAACCAAAAAAGUAAUUCAACUAAAACGGAAACGUUGUCCUCGAUGUGGAAAAUUAUUGUUACGAUCUUUACAAGCAUAUAUUUCCAGCACUUAUCCUACCCUCAUUCCCGAACUAGAUGCUGUUGCUUCUUCAAGCGCAAGAAGAAGAAAAGUGGAAGGCAGAAAUGACUGUCCGUUACCGUUGGUCUCGGGGGGGCGGUGCAGUGCGCGGGUAAUAGUGCCGACGAGACCGUGGAAGUCGUCGCCACAACGUCAAGGACUGGCAAGCGCGGCGCGGGAACGGGAGUACGUGUAGGCGCAGGUACAGCAGGUGGUAUCGCAGGCGGCGCUGAUCCUGAGAGAGAAGCCGUCACUCUGCUGCGCGUCGGCAGCCGAUCCGCGUCACGGGACUCGGUGCUGCACACCACCGUCACGAUGACGCCAACACCGACGCCGCCGCCACUGUCGAACUGAAUCAUCAUCGUCAUCAACACCAUCACACGACCAUUCUAUUACGUCGCCACUAUUAUUAUUAAUUGGACGGUUGCGCGACUGAGUCGAGAUCGAGAGAAUGAAGCUGCUUUUCCUCUGGCCAAUCGAGCUGAUCUCUUCGAUAAAUAAGCGGACUCGCUGACGACGAUUCAGGCACUCGCUCCUCGGUGUAGUGAAAUUCUGUAGUAAUCUCAGUACCGUUGUGCGAUCAGAAUUGUCUUGGUUAUGUGUUACGAUGAAAGUAUGGUCAAUUAUCGCCUUUACUUAAAACUCUAUUCAGAGAACUUGAUACAUUGAUGCCGGACUUUCAUUGAGCUUUAUCAGGAGCUGCCAGAAAUUUCUUUUUUCUCAACUCAUUUUUUUAAAUAGAGUACAUCUGGACAGAUGGAAAAUGGCUAAUAAGGAUAUAUUCUGCGACUAUGUAUCUUUUUUCUCGGUGAAAAUUUAAUUAAUUUGAUCUUUAAGUUAAGCGCAGAAAUCUAAUAAGACAUUCAGGAUAUUGUAAUUAUAUUUUCAAGGUGGAUAAUAAUGUGAUAAGCAGCAUGAAAAUUUAGUGCAACAUAAAAUGAGAUUUUGGCAUGUUUUCGCAUGUUUAUUCGACUGAUUUUCUCGUCUCCAUGAUCGACAAAUUCAAUUAUUUGAUGAUUAAAUUCUCAUGUCACUAAGUCCAAUCAAUUUCUAGCCACUGGUAUCCAUCUUUUUAGAUAUGCCUCAUAUGCAUCUUGUAGUUUCAUUUAAUUCACACCCUUCCCUUGUUCUUACAAACGGGCUGAUGAAUAUUCUUUGUGACCUUGAGCUACUGAUAGAAGUUAAGACGUUAGCGAAUCCACUUACCUACUUACUGAAUAAAUCCUCUCGUUUAGCCAAGAAAAGUGACCUCGUGCUAUUAGAUUAUUGCUACUAUUGUCAUGAUUACAUUUCAUCUUGUUGCUGCCCACUACCCACUACUAUUACUAUUUACUACUGCUAC
Molecule: messenger RNA, 4035 nt
Organism: Trachymyrmex cornetzi
Lineage: Eukaryota; Metazoa; Arthropoda; Insecta; Hymenoptera; Formicidae
Gene: gish
Product: casein kinase I gish
Exons: 10
Coding region: 1345-2889 (514 amino acids)
Biological process (GO): protein phosphorylation
Molecular function (GO): ATP binding; protein serine/threonine kinase activity
Source: RefSeq, a predicted model, not a curated record